This is a messenger RNA of Phycodurus eques (leafy seadragon), 3372 nucleotides long. It is a transcript of the gene c2cd2l, whose product is annotated as c2cd2 like. NCBI's taxonomy places the organism in Eukaryota, Metazoa, Chordata, Actinopteri, Syngnathiformes, Syngnathidae. Gene Ontology annotation, molecular function: phosphatidylinositol binding; phosphatidylinositol transfer activity. The record is from RefSeq and is a predicted model, not a curated record. Bases 352 to 2424 code for a protein of 690 amino acids. Gene Ontology annotation, biological process: positive regulation of insulin secretion involved in cellular response to glucose stimulus. The transcript is spliced from 15 exons. Gene Ontology annotation, cellular component: cytoplasmic side of apical plasma membrane.
CUCAUUGUGGUGAUCGAGGUUAGUCUGUCACGGAGGAGGAUCAGUGGAGAUUUGAAAUCGAGUGGAGCGGAUAGUUCGCGAACAUUGAGCGUUGUGUGUAAAAUCCAAUCCUCGUUUUGUCCGAGACAUACACCGGCACGAGGAAUGCUGAGUCUGCGAUGGGACAAAGUCAAGUGUUGUUGGCGCCGCUGUUUAUCGCUAUGAAGGCAGCAGCUUCAUGUUACCGCGACUUGCUUUCGAUUCCCUGCAUGCUGCAGCCAGGAUCGUCCAAGUUAAUAGGUUAAAGGGCGCUUGUCUGCCCUCUUCUGACAGUCCCAAACAUUUUCACAUAGACAUGAAAGGCCGCAGCAGAUGGUAAUGGAGCUCCAGGAGUUGGGCUGGCUGGCUGUGGUGGGGCUCUUCCUGGCCUCCCUGCUCAUCGUGUUAGCCUGGCUGUUCCAGUUCUCGCUGAGCCUCCUGCGGCAGUGGAGAACCAGGAAAGCCGAGCGGGAUCGGCGGUACCUUUCCCUCAGGCGGCAUCUCUGCCACGGUUGGGCCGCAGGUGCGUGGGGCUUCCUGCUCAAGCUACGCCUGGCUCGGGGUGGAGGAGCUGCGUCCGAGGCCGGGGUUAAAGGCUUGUUGACCUCCCUCUUCUCCUUCAAGUCGUUCAGCGAGCAGUGUCGCAGGAGCUGGGUCAAAACUCUGAAUGAGCAAGCUUGCAGGAAUGGGAGCUCCAUCCAAAUCACUUUUGACAGCAGUGUCCAGUUUACUGCUGCCCCUGCAAUAGAGAGUGUGACCUGCACUGACCAAUCAACACGCAGAACGGUGGUUUUACAUUGUAAAUGUCGGGUGGACACAGUGGCCUUUCCUGUGACGGUCACACAGCAGUCCCCCGCUGCCGUCGCCAUGGACACCUAUCAGAUUACGAUCGCACCUACGGUCGCAAAGGUGGUCGUAUGUCUGGAGGAGGUGGAGGACGAAGGACUCUUGGUGUCCUGGUCUCUUUCCAAGCAGCCAUUAUUGAAACUGACUGUGUCGCCAUGCAAACAGCUGAGACAGGGCGCCGAUGACGAGGGAGACUUGGAUGUGAUCAGGAGUCUUAUCGAGGAUACUCUGUUCAGCUCUCAUCCAGCCAUGAUCCUCAACCUCAGGACUUGUACAACGAGUUGUCCCGUCCCUGCGGAACAUUUAUCAGUAGGAUUAAAGCCUGUACCCCAGAGCGUCUUUGUGCGGAGACUACUUCUACGGCAGCUCAGAGCAACCUUGGGUAAAGACCAGCGGUGCAGCUCAGAAGAGCUGUGCUGCGUCCUCACCUUGAACCGACCCUCCUCAGAAAGGACAACCUGCUUCCUGCCUGUGCCCUACAACCCAAAGACCCCAAUGGAAUGGAGAGAAGAAAUUACCCUGGAGCUAAGCCCAGAAACCAAAGAGCUGAGAGUGAGACUUCUGGAGCGGAAUGGCAGACGCGAGCAAUUCCUUCCAGGCCGUGCCUCCUUCGCCUUGGACCGCCAGUCCAAAGUUCCUACCUCUGUUGUACUCACAAUAAACGCAAGUCACGCCUUGGAACCUAUUGCCACCGUCACUGCAGAACUGCUCUAUGUGGAAACUGAGGAACUUCGCUCACCACCGCGUUCCUCGCUCACCCCCACCAAAAAGGUCGACGUGGACCGGACCGUCAUGCCGGACGGAACAGUCGUCACCACUGUAACGACGGUCCAGUCCAGACUGAAAUUGGAGUGCAGUCCAGGUGAUUCUCCUUUGCGUUCUCCGUCCAAAGUUGAGGUGAUAGAGAAGAAGCCCACCAUUCUGUCUGAUGGAAGAGGGACCCCGAGCCCCGAUCCCACUAAGGGCAGCCGCUUGUCUAAUGGCUUGGAUCCUGUUGCAGAAACGGCCAUUCGACAACUGAGUGAGUCCAACUCCAAAAUGGCUCGAAAGACUCCAACAAAGAGAAGCACACUGAUCAUAUCAGGCGUCUCCAAGGUUCCACUCUCUAAAGACGACUGCACGCUGUCGAGUAGCUACGCCGCAGCAAUGGACGCAGCCAUGCAGAGCAACCAUUUUGGGGCGGGGCAUCAUCAAGAUCCAGAUGAAACCACACCUUCCGAUGUGUCAGAGCGUCCCUCCGUGGAUGAUGUGGAAUCAGACACUGGCUCCACCAGUGCUUUGGAAACACGCAGCCUCAAGGACCAUAAAGUGGGAUUUCUGCAGAGCGGAUCAAAGCUGUUGUUCCGCAGAAGAUUUCGGGAGAAGGAGCCCUGCCUCAGCCAGUCCCACGAAGACGUCUCCAAAAUGGCCAAUAACUUUGCCGCGGCAGCGGAUAGCGGUCGAAAGAAGUCCGGCAGCUUCUCACGACGUCUCAUCAAACGCUUCUCCUUCCGCUCAUCGGGGAAAUGGAAAGGCAAAGCGACAAGCCCCAAUGGAGGAGCGAGCUCGGCCCAUAACUGAUCAUUUCGGCUGUCGUCUCUUCCUUGUCAGCUGUCUGAGCACAAGAACCAUUCCAUCCCAUUCUAAAGUCCGUCGGAUGGAGGAUACCUUUGGGAGUGGAGAAAUAUCGCUGCUUCAGAACAAAGUGGUUCUUUAUCAAAUCAUUAAAGCUCAAACAAGUUGAAUUCUAUUGUUUGUAGGGUUUUUCUGUUUUUUGCGGGAUGGGCACAAGGGAACAAUUGCAAUGAAAUUCUGGUUUGUUUGAUUGACAGAUGGUGGAAGAAUGAUGCCAGUAGAAUGGCAGUGGUGCACUUUGGACUACAUCUUUUUAUAUUCUACAUACAUGUAGAAUAAUGAAGGUAAUUUAUGAUUAUGUGAAGUGCUAUUUUAUCUAGACUAUGGGUUGUCAUAGGUGCAUUAUUCUGUAAAAUAGAGAUAUUGCUGUGAUUUCUUUCCCCAUGCAAAGGUAGUUUUAAAAUCAAGUUGAAUUCCAUGUUAAUCUAGUUGUAAUGUGCUAGUUGUGCAUUGCAUUAAGACAUUGUUCAGUGUAGGUUGUAAAAUAAGAGGAAUGGAUUUUUAGGGGGGGGGAUAAAGUACUUGCUCCUAAAUGAUUUUCAGUUACCCAAGUGUAUUCUCAGGAGGGAAAGCAAGCAGGCUUAAUGUUAAAACAAUGUAUGUAGUCUAUGAUUAGUACUUGUACUUGAAAAAAAGAGUUUUAAAAAUAUAAUUUCCAGGAAUAUUUUUCAAUCAUAAAAUUACUAUUACUGUGAUUGAGCAACCACAGUCACAAGCACAGUGAUUGAUAUGUACAAUGUGCUUUAAGAAACUAGGAUCGAUUCUCAAUUGCUUUGGAUCGAAAAAGACGCAUUGCCUGGCUGGAAUGUGAAACCAGAAGUGGUAGCUACAUGUGGCACGUGUGAUUUCUGCUGUUAUGUUUAAUUUAUUUCAAAUAAAUUAUUUCAAAAGCCA